GAAGCGCUGCGUCACCAAGACCUUGAGACAAGACCGCAGGCUUGUCUUUAGUCGGCUUCUCAUCUUCCACCUCUCAUUCUGACUGAAAGAAUUGUUUGGUUUCUAUGUUAGUCGUUUCAAGAAUACAAGCCAAAGUGCAGCUUUAGGACGGUUACGUGCUCCGCAGCGUCAGACCAAACUAAUCGCACAGGACACACUCAGCAGCCCAGACUUGAGAAAGCGAACACCGAUCCAGCAAACAUGGCAGAUGAUAAGGAUCCUCUGAAACAGUUGAAAGACUUGAGCAAGCUGAAAAGUCAGCUGGAGGAGAUACAGAGACGCGUUGAAAGUGAAAUAUCUGUUGGAGUUCCCCAGGGUAGCUCUGUUUUUGGAUCUCCGUUCCUGAAGGGAUUCCUGGCUGGAUAUUUGGUGGCCAAACUUCGCUCUUCUGCCAUCCUGGGAGUUCUGCUGGGAGCAGUCACUGGCGUCUACGCUGCGCAGAACUACGACGUCCCCAACAUUGAAAGGACUGUGAGAGAGUAUACGAGCAAUUUGAAAAAAGGACCAAGAUAACUC
Molecule: messenger RNA, 555 nt
Organism: Synchiropus splendidus (mandarinfish)
Lineage: Eukaryota; Metazoa; Chordata; Actinopteri; Syngnathiformes; Callionymidae
Product: SLC35A4 upstream open reading frame protein
Exons: 3
Coding region: 241-552 (103 amino acids)
Source: RefSeq, a predicted model, not a curated record